Messenger RNA from Pistacia vera, 519 nucleotides. Its product is annotated as kinesin-like protein KIN-12A. The record is from RefSeq and is a predicted model, not a curated record. The coding region runs from base 49 to 519 and encodes 156 amino acids. The transcript is spliced from 3 exons. Lineage: Eukaryota; Viridiplantae; Streptophyta; Magnoliopsida; Sapindales; Anacardiaceae.
UUCUCUCAGCUUCCACCAACAAAUUCAGAUUCUUUCACUAACAAAGAAAUGAGCCUCACCUUCUGUGGAAGUGCUUCUGCAAGUGCUUUAAUGGCGUUUCACGGGAGUGAAUUGAUGGGUAAGGCCAUCAAAAUUCAUGUUAAAACAACUCCUAGGAAGGGAUACAAUCCUUUGCAGGUAGCUUGUGUGGACUAUCCGAGACCGGAUAUUGAUAAUACAACUAAUUUCUUGGAAGCUGCUUACUUAUCUUCUUCCUUUCGUGCUUCUCCUCGUCCAACCAAGCCUUUGAAAGUUGUAAUUGCUGGUGCAGAAAAGCAAAAACAGGAACUUGAUGCUGAAAAGCAAUGUACAAAAGAGUUGAAGGAAGCAAUGCAGAUGGCUAUGGAGGGACAUGCACGCAUGCUGGAACAGUAUGUAGAUCUUGAGGAAAAGCAUAUUCAAUUGCUUGCAAGGCACAGAAAGAUUCAGGAAGGAAUAGAUGAUUUUAAGAAAGAGGCUACUAGAGCAGGACAGGAGUAA